ACUUCAUAUAAAAAAUAAAUUUUCUACUACAUAAGAAAACUAACAAUUCAAAAGAUCAAUAUUUAAAUUAUGUCUGCUAACUUGCUUCAGGUACUUGGAAGUAAAAAAGAACAGUUUUUAAUUUAUAAUACUUUAUCUAGUCUAGUCAAAGCAUUAGAAGGUUAUUACACUACGAUAGAUUUAAGAAAUGAAAGUAGUGUUUCAGGACUUGUUACCAAAGUAGACGGUUUUAUGAACGUUGAAAUGGAAGAUGUAGUAUAUAUCGAUUCCACAGGUAUAUCACAUUUUUUUAAUCAAUUUUUUGUUCGUCACCGUAACAUUAGGUAUGUCCAUAUUCCAGAAGAAUUAUCACCAAACCAAAUAAUGCAAGAACAAAUAAGUGGUAUGAAAAAACCUAGAAUUAUUAAUAAAAAACGAACAUUUAAGCAACUUAGAGCUCAAAGGUACCAAAAAGAAACUCUACGGUCUCUAAAUAAAUAAUUCAUUUAUUUUGUAACACUGAAUGAUGAAAUUUGUG
Molecule: messenger RNA, 517 nt
Organism: Diorhabda sublineata
Lineage: Eukaryota; Metazoa; Arthropoda; Insecta; Coleoptera; Chrysomelidae
Product: U7 snRNA-associated Sm-like protein LSm10
Exons: 2
Coding region: 70-480 (136 amino acids)
Biological process (GO): mRNA 3'-end processing by stem-loop binding and cleavage
Cellular component (GO): cytoplasmic U snRNP body; nuclear body
Molecular function (GO): histone pre-mRNA DCP binding; U7 snRNA binding
Source: RefSeq, a predicted model, not a curated record